AUGUCACUAAAUCCACUUAACGAAUUAAAACGACGGUUAGACGACGUGAAAACACCAUUGCCCAAGCGCCUUUGCCUUGCUAAAAAUGUAGUGCAAUCCCAUCACUUCCCCACCGCACCUAAGGAGAGAAUUGUGGCAGAAUGGCUUCAAGAUCUUGCAGAACGAAAUAGUUUGAAAACUGAAGAUCUGAAGAAUGUUCUUGACUGGCUGUCAAUUGUAGAUGAUUUCACAAAUGAAUUGAAGAGCAAAUUGAUACAGAUUGUGUCACUAUAUCUUCAAAGACAUCCUCUACAAACUACAGAUAUACAAUAUAUAAUAUCAUUCCUUGAGAACCAUAAAAUAUCAACGCAACUACAUGUCCAAAUUGAUGACUACCUGACAAUAACUAUAACUUUACUGCAACAUUUACGCAAUGCUGAAAAUUGUUCAAAUUUAAGUAAAAGAAUUUUAAUCAACUUCAUAAAAUACUAUAGAGAAUCAAAAAAGAAGUUAGAUUUUAUUAUAAAACUGCUGAAUGGAGAAAAUAUAGAAACCAUAUUUAGUUUUCUGGAUACCGAGUGUCGCAUGUCAGCAAUAGAUGUCUGCCAAAACAUCCUAUUUCCGAUUAGUAAAAAAUCAUAUUUUAUCAGCUUCUUACAAACGUUGAUCCGUAAAGAUAAUCUCGAAGAGCUAAUAGUAGAAAAAGGAGAUAACAUACAAUCUGUUAUAAAAAUCAUGAAUACCUUUUUUGAGUUCCCUAAAAAUCGUUCAAAUACUGACACGAAAUUUCUUCAGAAUUUUAUUGAUGUGUUUGUAAGUUCCUUUCAAAAAGAAAAUCAGAUAGUGUUUGCUUUUUAUAUAAUGGUGACGAAUGUAUUACAAAUGGAACAGAAUUUUAUAACUCCUGCUAUGAACUUAACGCAAAUAACAUUAAGCGAAAAUGAUAACAAAGUUAAAAGGUCUCUAUUUCUAAAUAUGUUAGAAGUUUUAUUGGACAAUGAAGUUGAUGUAAAUGUGCGUCUAACGGAUACAUUUGGUGAAAAGAUAUCAAAAGUAGAAAUAAAGAAAAAUUUCACUUCUUUUCUUCAAGCUGUCAUGAUGAAUCAACUCAAAUUAGAAGGCAAACUUGAUAAAACUACCAUAUUAAUAAUAAAAACUGCUUUAAAACUUGAUCCCAUACUCAUCGAACAGAAAAAUCAAACUAUACUGCCUGCCAUUAUGACGGCUAAAAAAAACAGCUUAAGUAUAACAGAAUCAUAUACAGAAAUGUUAAACUGUUUAUUGGAAACAUUGUUUAAAUUAAGUAGAGGUACCCUAUUUGUUACUGAAAUUCUACCACCAAUAAAAACUAUUUUGGAGGUUGUUAACACUGAGCAAUUUGAAAUCAAACAGAAAGUAAAAGAGGCUAAGGAGUCCGGAGAAGAGUAUCAAAAACUGGAGUGUAAAAUACUCACAGGAUCUGAUUUAUUUCCUCAAGAAUGUGUCGAAAUGUAUGGAAAAUUGACUUCUGAAUUGAUGUUUAGACAAAACAAGGAAUUGUUGGAAUUGCUUCAAAAAGAUCUAGAGGUCCAUUGCUUGAUGAUGUUAGAAGAAGGAUUCGUUAGUCCUUCUAUAAUAGUUCUCACGGAAGUCUUGUCGUCCAUCUUAUCGUCAUUCUUGUACUAUAACAAAAUGGCAGGUCAUACUGUCCCGCUAAAUAUAUCUGAAGAUUUCUGGAAUGCCUAUAAAAGGUUCGAAGAAGAAUGCUUGCGCAAGUUUGGAGAAUGUGUUUUGAAACUCAGUUAUAAUCCACCCCUAGUGUUGUCAUUCCUGAAACUGUGCCAAAACUUUGCUCAACUAAAGCUUUUAAACAUAAAGUACAGCAAUGUAAAACUGGAAAUAUCUCAGUGCACCGAUACAUCGGAGCUCUUUAACCUGAGUGAUAUACUGCCAUGCUUGAAUAAAGAGCAAUGGAUAGAGAUGGCUGGGAAGAUUGCAGAUUAUGAAGCUGUUGUUGUUUUGAAUAACUUACUUUUAAUUAAAACGAUGGCCAGUCAACUCUUAUCAAUAAGAAAUGGUGAAGAAUACAAUAAAGAAAUAAUCACAUCCACUAAAGCACAUCUUAUAAAACAAAUUUGCGAGAAUCCAACACUUUUACAAAACAAUAGCUAUUGUAAUGUAUUGUUUUCGGAUUUGGACAAAACACAUACAAAACAGUUGGCCAAAUGUUUGAUCAAACUACAUUUAGCAAACCCGGAACUUGACGUAUUACAAUCCAUUGCUGUAACGAAUAAUAGAACAUUACUGAACUUAUUGGUAUUGGAAACUGCCAAAAAUAUUACGAAAUGUUUUGAAAACACAGAUCCGCUGAACAAAAUGAUAGGAAAAUCAAAUUUCAAUAUGGUUUCCUUCAUAAAAGAGACAGAAGUAGUACAAUAUUUCGAACAACUCAGUAUACAAGAAGAAAACCAAGAUGAUAUAAAAAUACAUGUUAAUAUAUUAAAGCAAUUACCUCUCUGCUAUUUAGAGGAAAACUACCAGUUGGUAGCAAUAUUUUUACUGUUGGCAAUCAAGAAAUCUACCAAUGUAAAGAAAUUAAAACGCAAUAUAGACACCAUUCUGCAAAGUAUAUACGAAUUGAGUUUGCAGCAACCAGAUUUAUAUCAAAUAUUUCCUAUUGAAUACAUAUUCUCAUUCCAAGACAAUACAUUACUGGAUCUUUUAACAUUGAAGCUAAGAAACACAAAUAAUUUAUUAAUAAUUAAAAGUCUAUUAGAAUUGGCCGUAAAAAAAGUUCGCACUGAUAGCGAAUUAGUGAAAACAAUAGUUACAAAGUUAUUGAAGAAGAAUAAAAAGAAAGUAUCUGAUAUAGAAUCAUUUAAUGACCCUGCGUUCCAAGUAACUUGCCUUAGUUUGCCUCUCAUAGUGAAACAGAAGAAGGCAAUAACUGCAAGCGCUUUUCGGUCAAUACUAGCCGAUUUACAAGAAAAACUUCAGAAAGUUUUAUUGGAAUCAUUUAAAAGCAUAGAUUUUAAUAAUAGUAGUAUUUUAGUUGAUAGUAGCAGCCAUGACGAUAGUGCAGUACAAAAUGAUAGUGUGGCAGUUUUGAAUGCUAUGCCGGCGUAUUCUUUAACUCUGUCAAAGUAUUGUGAAUGUACAGAUGGUGAUGAAAUUAAAAAUCUGGAUUAUUUAUGGUCAGCAUUGGAAUUCUUUAUUAAGAGUGCUAUAAAAUCCAUUGAAAACGUCAACUCAAAAACAAAUCACGUCGAAGCAUCUAUCCAACUAUUGAACGCCGUCCUCCGUAAUAUUAAAAAAUUGGAAACUCAUGAAGUAUUUAAAGAAAAAGAUAAAAUAUUUCUACAAAUAUAUAAGAGUAUCAAAGAAAGAUUAAUACAGGAACAGAAUAAGAAAGUUCUAAGUAGCAGUUGCUUAGAAGAUUUAAGUUUAACAUUGAAGUUUGUAUGUGAACUAUCCUCCGUGGAGUUUUACAGCAAUCAUUUUAUAAAUGAUCUAUCCAGUUUGGUUGUUUUCAAGAAACCCUGUGUAAUUGUAUCUGAAGACAACGGUGACGUCAUAAAUAGAAAAGUAUUUAAAUAUCUUUGGACACAGUGUUUGAAGGCCAAUAUUGUAGGAUCAAAAUGUGUUGCCAUGUCAAAAUUAAUGCACCGUAUUUGUAAGAAUUUGAGGAAUUGGAUACGACAACAUUAUGACAUUGAAGAUGGUGUUACCAGAUCAAAUACUGAGGUUUCUACUGAUGAUGAUAAGGUGGUAAAGAUUGUAAAAAUUGAUGAUGUGGUUUGUGAACUAAUGAGGUUGGACUUGGAUUCGUUAAGUGAAAUACUUUUAGCUGCGAAAAAAGUAUCUCUAGACUACAAAUUCGUUGACAGCAUAUUCGAAUUACAACAUCUUAUUCAUUUUAUAAUACACAACAAGACCUACAUUACUCAUGACAUAUCUUGGAACUCCCUGUUUACACUGUACGAAGGCUGCGUAGGCGUGUUGAACAGUUUGAUCGUCGCUAGAGAAGAGAUUUUAGAAGACAGAUGGCCAUGCUACAUGCAGUGCUACAGAGCACUAGUGACGUCAUUGUGCGAACGAGCCACAUCGCAUGCGCAGCUCGACAGAAACGUGGAGGAGAAACUGGCAGAAAUUGCACACAACAUUGAGAAAUUAACUCAAACCAUCUGCAAACGCAAAAAGCACCUGUCCCGUAUCGCAGCCUACACAGUGGCAGACCUGUGCACGUCCCUCGAAAGGAACGGCCCCCCCAAAAUGGUCCGACAGCAUCUCGAAAAUUCCGUGGUACUACUCAUAGAGGCUUCUGACAGCAGUUAUGCUAUGCCAUUCUUGAAACGUGCCUUGGCUGGUUCCGCUGGGCAAAUGACUAUGACUAAUUUAUUCACUAUGUAUAAAAGAUAUCAUAAAUAUGUUGGAAAUGCUUAG
This is a messenger RNA of Arctia plantaginis, 4401 nucleotides long. NCBI's taxonomy places the organism in Eukaryota, Metazoa, Arthropoda, Insecta, Lepidoptera, Erebidae. The record is from the annotation of a GenBank genome assembly.